AUGUUUGAACUGCUUCAGCCGGUCAAGUGUCUUCUGUCACGGGAGCCAGUUAUUAUUGACAAUAUCGUAUUUAGGUUACACUCACGGGUGACUGUUGUCAUCCUCGUCACCUGCUCCAUCAUCAUUUCAGCCAAGCAGUAUGUUGGCGAGCCCAUCUCGUGUAUAACGGACGCAUCAAUCGAUAAGGAGCCAGUUAAUGCAUACUGCUGGAUAUACAGUACAUUUACGGUUUCGAGACACUUGCGGGGCAUUCCAGGACGCAAUGUUGCCAGUCCCGGUGUUGGUCCAGCACUUGAGAACGACGAGAUACACCAUCAUCGCUAUUACCAAUGGGUUUGUUUCGUUCUUGGUCUCCAAGCAAUAAUCUUUUAUACACCGAGGGCACUGUGGGGUGUCUGGGAGCGUGGCACUGUCGCACUACUCACCCGAGAUCUCACCUCACCCUUUCUGAGAGAUGUCUGGAGUCAGGAGAGAAGAGAACAGCUUGUGGAAUACUUUGCAUCGACACAUUUACAUACCCAUAACUUUUAUGCAUUGUGUUAUCUCUUCUGCGAGGCACUCAACUUUCUCAAUGUGAUCGCCCAGAUAUAUCUCCUGGAUGCCUUCCUGGAGGGUCAAUUUACUCGUUAUGGACCGGCAGUUGCUGCAUUUGGAAUGGAAACAAAGCCCUUUGAGAGAGUCGAUCCCAUGUCUCGUCUAUUUCCCAAAGUAACUAAAUGUACAAUCCAUACAUUUGGCUCCUCAGGCUCCCAACAGACUCACGAUGCACUCUGCGUACUACCACUUAAUGUUGUGAAUGAGAAAACUUUUGUCUUUGUGUGGUUCUGGCUUGUAUUUCUCGCUUGUAUUGGUAGCCUUAAUCUCCUGUACAGAAUCAUCCUCUUCGCCCAUUACAAAACACGUAUUUAUAUUUUACGUGCUAACACACGUAUUUUAACAAAUGCACAAGUUGAGGCUGUUGUUGGAGGAUUGAAUUUUGGUGAUUGGUUCCUACUUCAUCAACUUGCCCAGAAUGUCAAUCCCAUUGUCUACAGAGAACUCGUCAGUGAACUUGCCACCAAGUUCUCGUACAAAUAUUAUCCGACUGUCGUGUAA
This is a messenger RNA of Diachasma alloeum, 1095 nucleotides long. Its product is annotated as innexin inx2-like. Bases 1 to 1095 code for a protein of 364 amino acids. Gene Ontology annotation, molecular function: gap junction channel activity. The transcript is spliced from 4 exons. Gene Ontology annotation, biological process: phototransduction. The record is from RefSeq and is a predicted model, not a curated record. Lineage: Eukaryota; Metazoa; Arthropoda; Insecta; Hymenoptera; Braconidae. Gene Ontology annotation, cellular component: gap junction; plasma membrane.